AAAGCCCACGAGUUUUUAAAAUUGUUCUUGUUUAUUUUUUAACUGUCGCACUCACUUUUUUUGCCAAAUGACAGCGUGCGAAAAAACUUUUGGUAGAAAUUUAUUUAUUGUCUGUGUCUUUUUGUAUUCCACCUGCUCUUCGUCCUGCGCGUUGUCCACCCGUAAAACCUCCUCUACAAGCAUUCAACGUAUGACACGGUCCACGUGAUAGCUCGGGUUAGUUGGGGUCCUACGCCCUACCGUUGCAGAAAUUCUAAUGACCAAAAGUGCCUGGAGACAGAAAGAACUCACCCCUUAUGUCCCCAGGAGUGUUCUAAUGUAUACAAACGAAUUAUGAUGUGGGCAAAACACUGACGUUGCCCACCGUGUACUCCACGGCUGAGUGAGAGCAGGGACAAUGAUUUACGUAGCAUCUACCUUACUCUCUCCUCUUCCCAUACCUGGAUCCAGUGUCAAGACAGAAUCAAGAAAACCGGAGGCGGGUGAGGCGACAGGCGGCUGGCAUGAAGUAAACCUGCACCUAGGUGCAAUACCAAUUCCCCUAGUCAACAAUAAACAUGCAUAAAAAUAUUCAUUCUUUUGCUCAUUUGGUAGACAAUUACGUCUUCUUCCAAUCUUAUACUUCAAGGAUGGACAUAAUUGGGUUUUCAAAAACUUUUCCAAUUCCCAAAUAAUUUUAAACCCGACCUGCCGUCACACUUGGAUUCAGGGUUUCCAAUCUACAAGCCGUAUAUUUUCCGCGUACAGAAAACCACGCAUUUCUCUACGGUACUAAAGGGCGACCAUAUAGGGUUCAUAAAAUUUAGCAGUGGAUUUGAUCCAUAUUGUUAACUUUACAAGCCACAUUGGUAAACGCAGAGACAUGACGCUUAAUGAACGGCCAUUUCAUGGUAUUUUAAAGUCUCACAAUGAAAAACUUUUUCAAAACCGAACAGUGUCUAUCCUUCGAGUAUAAAAUUAAAGGAAAACCUAAUUUUCUACGGAAUGAGCAAAAAAGUGAAUAUUUUUAUGCAUGUUUUCCAUGAAAUAUAAUUGGACUUUUAGGGGCAUCGAAAAUCAAUGGGAAAAAAAUCAUGCUACAUAAGUAGUCAUUUUUUACAAAGUGUUGUUUUUGCAUGCAGACGGAAGGAAGUUCAUUCGAAAGCCGGAAUCCUGAGGUAACUGAAAUAUUAUAGCAUUAUUUUGUAGGGUGACUAGUUUUACAACCCUACUUUAUGUCUUCGAAACGGAAACGCAUUUCGGAAUUUCGGUUGACAUUUCAUGAGUUAGCCUACCUACUGCAGGUGUACCACCGAAUCCCCUGGUCAACAAUAAACACUUGACCAGGAUUUUAAACAACAACAGGUAUGGGGAGCGACACGGAUCUAAACUGGACGUGUCCCGACACCCCAAUGUUGACAUUAUUUAUGGGUGCACAUUCCCGAUAACGCCUGCCGGACUCCGAUCUAGCCGUCUGUGUUGGUCCAGCUCAUCGACCGCGUGGCCCCUUUGAGAGGCUAAGGCAGAACUCAGAGUACUGGUCUGGGCGUUUACUUUGCGAAGGCUGAGUAGAAUUCUUAAAAAAAGAGAGCAAUCACCUUUGACUGGUCAGUGACUACGAGAUGCUGAAUGUCAGUCAUAUACGUUAGGCAUAGCAUAGGCAUGAACUCACGUAAUGUGCGGUGCCGUGGUAGUCUGGUUAAUGUCCAACCGUAGGAUUGUCAACGAAAUCGACGCACGUAGCAUAGCAGUGACGAAAGUACUUGCCAGUGCAAUCACCUGAAUGCAACUGACUCCAUUAUUGCGCUUCCUGUGCAUUAGGAAAGGACUUCAUUGCACUGCCUGCGACUACGUUCGCCCCGAGUAUGACGCUGGCGCGAAAAACUUGCGUCACCUCGUUCAGUCCGACCCAGCCUCUUGUCGUUCCAGCCCAAUCAAGGCAAUUUGCUGGACACUUACUGGAGUUAAAAUGCAUCGGACCGAUGGGAUGAAAUAAGUGGCGAGACGGCAAAUCAUGACGAUUGACGAUACCCAACGACAUAUCACCCGUCAUAAGCGAUCAUGCCUGCCUUCCUGGAUCAUGCUCAUAACUUAGCGCAUAUCUGUAGUGAUGGGUAGUCUGGGCGAGUAUUUGCAUUGUGGGCUUCUUCCAGUAGGACAGAAAUAAAAAUUAGAUUGGAAUACGCAUAGCGUUGUUUGUGUAUGUCCUAGAUGAACGGCGUAUAGGUGUGUCGCAUCUAAAGGCAUGCUUUGGUAAAUGAUGGUUCGCUGGACGUGACAUUUUUGAGUAGUGCGUCCCGAUCCAGUUUUCAGGACUGUAGGAGAAUAAUUAAACGUUGCUCCCCUCCUUUCCCAUGUAAAUUUACGGACGCUUCAACUCCCUUAACAUAAUCGAAUGUCUUGCCCCCAGACAAGAAUGCAGUGAGACGAACAUUACUUAGGCGUUGUACGCAGUGUCUUAGGUCAGGCGACUAGACCCUCAGAAUCAUUUCGAGGAUUGGCUGUGUUAGUUUUUCCAUCGCGAACAACAGCCUAAAUUGCGUGUCUCACGGAUUGAGCACAAGACCAGCGAUUUGCAUGUGUAAUGUUGCGGGCUUGCGUAGAGUCUACCACACCCUCUCCUUACCUUACCCGCCUUGUCCAGACCACUGCAGGUUAUAUCGACCACAGUGACCAGCCAAGGCAAACAGCCCGUUUACACGACUCGAGCACGACCUGGUCAACCAACAUGCACCAAACUUACAUAAGGCCUCCAAGCCAAGACCCUUAGCGCGCUGUGAUAGAUUCAGGCGCCACACAUUUGCAAUAAUGAGCUGUGCUGAGUUAUCUCCUCUCUUGCUUAGUCAUGUCCUACAGCAUGGCUUUUGAGAACAUCCGGUGCACGGGAACUCGUGGUACGUAAAUGAGGAAGAAACUUGUGAAAGGACUUCGACAGCAGUAAUCCGACAGAAGUAUUGCUUGGUUUCGCGCAAGAGGAUAGGACUUUAUUGCAUUUUCCUGAACUGCUUUUUGUCGCCAAUUAAAGGCGUAAGGCACUUGUUUUGUCUCAAGCAGGGUUUCUUCCAAACAUAUUAAUUUCUAGACCUCUGCACAGGGAGGUGCUGCAUCUAGCGCUUUGAACAUACAACCGCUUCUGCCCCUGUUGAGAGCGCGCUCGGAAUUGGUGCAUCUCUUUGAGGACCUCUGUCAACGUCGCCCCACGGAUCUUCUGCCGAUUCUUCCCGAGCUCGUAGAGGUGCUGCUAGUCUGUGUGGAUCGCACUCGGUUGAAGGAACGUGGACUGGAUGUCACUUUCCCUGCCCUGCAGAGAUUCCGCAACGUGGAUAGUCAUACUAGGGCUCAAAAGAUCUGUGUCGGGGGCACCAACGGAUCCCUCACUUUCUUCGACUUCAAAACCGGCCGUUACUUCUCUACACAGGCACAUGAAGCUUCGGUCACCGCGGUCAAGUUCAGCUCCGACGGCCGCCAAAUGGCCUCCUACUCUCUCAACAAGAACAAACUACGUGUCUGGCAGAUAUCGUCAUGCCCACCUCCGUCGAGGCUUUUAAGCGCAAGUUGGACCAGUGUACCACUUUCCGUACCUGGGCAGCACGCUCUCCCGCAACACCAAGAUCGACGACGAAGUCGCCAACAGGAUCUCGAAAGCCAGUCAAGCCU
Messenger RNA from Spirometra erinaceieuropaei, 3636 nucleotides. The record is from the annotation of a GenBank genome assembly. Lineage: Eukaryota; Metazoa; Platyhelminthes; Cestoda; Diphyllobothriidea; Diphyllobothriidae.